Molecule: messenger RNA, 2837 nt
Organism: Chara braunii
Lineage: Eukaryota; Viridiplantae; Streptophyta; Charophyceae; Charales; Characeae
Source: the annotation of a GenBank genome assembly
GAGAGAGAGAGAGAGAGAGAGAGAGAGAGAGAGAGAGAGAGAGAGAGAGAGAGAGAGAGAAGGCGGGUGAUGACAGUGUACGAGGUGGAAGAGCUAUGGCGGCGGUUGGGAACGUCAGCGGAAGCAAGGAGCGUGUACUUGGACGCGACACUGAGGACGAUAGGUUGAGGCAGCAAAAGGGAGGUGCGGAGAGGAGGGAGGAAACUCGCAUCUGUGUGGCGGAUGCCGAUGACUUGAUGUGCUGCAAGAAGCCCAUGGGCAGCGCGUCUAUUUGCAUUAGCCGAGCUGGCAUCUCGCUGUUUGGCCAAGCUGAGCCGGCGAUCACAACGGGGAUGUCAGAUAGCAGAGGCUGUGCCACAUGCGCGAUCAGCGAUGUCGAGAGUGACGGUGCGAGUGAAACCAGCGGGAAGGAGGCCCAGAGAGAAGGAAGAGGAGAGAGAAUGUCUCUUGAAGUGGGAAGUAGCGUGGGAGAUGGAGGGCUCUCAGAUCACCGCUGCCUGUCGGGGAGAGGGGGGAAGCUGGCCGCCGCAGCGGAGGGAAGGGACCAGAGUGCGAGUAUUACGGUGUCGUCAACAUGGACGAUGGGGGACAGGAUCGCCCAUGCUCGCGCGGUUGAUGGGAGAGGAAAUCCUCGUGUGGAGGAGGAGGAGGAGGAGGAGGAGACGGAGGUGACCUCUCUCUCGAAGAGACACAAAACGCCGAUGUCAGCGACCGUUGCUGCUGACUAUGGCCACUCGGUGACGAUUGUAAGAGUCCGAUCCGAUCCCGAUCCCGAUCCCGAGCCCGAGCCCGAUGCAGCGAUGUGCUACGGUCCGUCUUCUUCUUCUCCUCUCCGAGGCGCUGGCGAUGAAGGUGCUGGCGGGAUCGGGAUCGGGAUCGGCCGUUCGAGGUCGUCGAACGAAGACGAGGAGUUGAUCCUGGAGGAGGGAAGGCCGCUGGCGAUCGCGAGCCGUCGAGCUUCGUUGACGUCAACGGGAAUGCAAGCGACGGACGGUGAUGGUUGUGCACCGACAUCGAAGGAGGAUGUCGUUGGGGGGGCGGGAAAUCCGGCGGCGGCGGAGGGUAGCGACGAUCCGGCCGUGGCGGCGGCGGCGGCGGCUGUAGCGGCGGGUACGAACCAARAGUCGACUACAGCGUACGACGAGGAGGAGGCGGCCGCUUCGGGUACGGUAUGUGGACCAGCGGGAUCUGGACAGGAGGAAGAGGUCUGCAGAGUCUGCCAGUGCGCCGAGGCUGAUGAAGAGGGGGCAAUGGCGAUGGCAGCACUUGGAAUCUCCCCGAAUUCUAUGUGUCGCUGCCACGUGGACAGUCGUUCGCGAUAUCGGCGGCAAUCUUCCAGUCCAUCCAUUUCCGGGGAAUGGACCUCAGCGGCAGGAAGAUCGUGGAUGGACCAGGACCUGGAGAAGGGUAGAGGACGAGUAAGCAUGGCUGCAGGGGGAGUCGGCGACCCGAGGCCCGGGACCGCUGUGGCUCAGAGGUGGAUACCACCCACGGCAGCAGCAGCAGCAGCAGCGGGAGGGGGAGGGGGAGGGGGAGGAGGCCCAUCGGGAGGCGCCGUAAUCGGCAAUCCCGAGGUGAACGGGAGGGGUGUGCUGAUGCAUCGCGCUAAAGGAAGCGCUACCGAAAGCCAGCAGGAGAUGGGUGGGAGGGAGGACAGAGGCCGUGGUCAUGAGGGGCGGGAAGAAGAAGAGUGGUGUGCACUUAUGCCUCCGAAGAAAGGCAGGAGGAAGAAGCAUGGGAGCAUGGAUGGUGGCGGAGGAGACUCGCUUGUGAUUCUUGGAUGUGCGUGCAAGAAUGAAUUGGCUAUGGCGCACUACGCGUGCGCGUUGCGUUGGUUCGUCAGCAAAUCGUCUUCGACGUGCGAGAUAUGCGGCCAGAAGGCAAGAAACAUAAGGACAGAAGAUCUGAGGAGAGUGGAGGUGGCGAUCAAGGAGAGGAGCAGAUUGUUAGAUGGGGGGUUAGUAGGUGAAGGACGAGGCGGGGGGGGAGGAAGACCGCCGGGAGUGGGAGGAGGGAGGAGGGGCCAUCGAGGCUCGGCGCAAGCCUCGACCAUGGGCGAGACGCCCACGGGAGGGAGUGCGACUGUGUUUCCAGAUCUCUUCAUGACCCAAGACGUAAUCGAAGCGGCGGCGUGGUUUGAACCCCGGGGCAGAGAAUCACGAGGGUCAAGAGCAGGAAGACAGUCAGGAGGGGGGGUGGGCGAGAGGAGAGACCUUGAAGCCGAGCUAUUCCCCGCCUCCCCCGCUACUAAACGGAUUGUCGAGGGCACGGCAAUCUUGCUGGCCACUGGCUUAUUGACGCUCACCGUGUCUAAGUUGUUCAAUCCUCUCAUUGGUCAGAGGCUGCGGGACAUAAGAUUCAACUAUAUCAUCGGAGCGGUCUUAGCUGUCUCCAUUGUUGUUUGGUUCCGAGUGGUGGUGCUCCCUCGCAUACAAAGUGGACCAACAAAGUACUGGGCUGUGCUGUUGUUCUUCUGGUUCUUGAUAUUUGGUGUGUGGGGGUUGGGGACGAUGAUACCCCAGCGUAAAGGAUGACAAUAGGGGAAGGAGUAGAGGCGAAAAAGCGUGUGUACGACUGCCUGUUCGCAGAGUCUUUCGGUCGAGAUGCAGGAGGCUUUUGAUCACAUGAUGCACAGGGAAAACAAGUUCUUUCUUUCUGGUGGCAGUGAUUAUUACCCUUGCCUGUCUUGAAGGAGGAAUGAGACGCUGUUGCUUAUCUUUUGCUCUUUCUUUUUUCCGUUUUGUCUAAUAGAGAUGGCGUGCAGGCGAGCAUGACGGUAUAGCACGCACUGAGGGGUUUGCGGAAAGAAAGAUGUGUACGUUUAGCUGCUGGCAUCU